Prosopis cineraria is the source of this 1457-nucleotide messenger RNA. RefSeq lists its product as uncharacterized. NCBI's taxonomy places the organism in Eukaryota, Viridiplantae, Streptophyta, Magnoliopsida, Fabales, Fabaceae. The transcript is spliced from 2 exons. The coding region runs from base 222 to 950 and encodes 242 amino acids. The record is from RefSeq and is a predicted model, not a curated record.
AUCUGUCCUUCUCCGAGCAGCGUGUGAUUCUCCUCUCGCUUGAGCCAUGGACAGAGCAUUUGCUUUUGCUCGCAAAGAAUUUCUUCAGGCUUUCGUUCGUGUAUUCUCGUGAACCUUCCAUCUUAUGCCUCAAUCAUCGUUAGGCAUUGAGUUAGGAUUCGAGUUUCCAUUCUCCAUAGCUUUUACCGAAAUAAGACUACACGACAAAAAACCGUCCUUGUAUGAUUAUUUCAUUUCGACCUCGCAAUCAGACCCAGUUCUUGAUUCUCAUCCUUUAUUGUGCAACUUUCAUCCCAGACGCAUCGUCUUUGAUUGCGAUAUUAAUCUUGUUGCAAGCUUGUUCUGUUUUCGCCGCAAGUGAUUCCCAAACUAUGAAGGUUCAUCCUGUGCCCAGAAAACGCAACAUCACCAUUCAAUUUGACAUGAAUGCAGGAAAUCCUCUUUCUGAAGCUCAGGCACUUCUGGGUUUCACAAAUAAGAAGCUGCGGAGGCUCCCCCAUGUCUUCAGUCGCGUCUUGGAGCUUCCAUUUCGCUCCGACGCCGAUGUGACAAUCGAGGAAAGCCCUGACUUCUUCCGAUUCGUGGCUGAAACUGACGGAAUCGGCGACGUGCAAGCUCAUAUGGUGGAAAUCCAUCCUGGGGUCACCAAGGUUGUGGUGAGGGAUAGUGGGUCUUUGGAGUUAUCGCUGGAUGAACUGGAGCUUGACAUAUGGAGGUUUCGGCUGCCGGAAUCGACCCGGCCGGAACUUGCCAGCGCAGUUUUUGCUGACGGAGAGCUCAUUGUGACAGUGCCAAAGAGUGAAGAAUUGGAGCAUGCUGAGGAUGAAAAUGGAGGGUUGUGGAGUGAUGGUAAUGGGAAUUUCGGAGGAAGACUUGUGCUUGUCAUUGCUUACGCUUCUGAGUUUGAGGAGCAUUUGCUUCUACACAGUUAUUCUGCACAUUUUGGUUGAGCUGAACUUCAGGGCCAAAUCUUUUCAUGAUCCCUAACAAUAAAAGGAUAAGUUGGAUGGGAUAACAGGCAAGAGAAGAGAGAUUAUGAACUUGCUGUUUCUUUUCUGAUUUUUCAAUUUUGUUCGUUUUCCUGUUAGGCCAUAUAGCUAGUUCUGCUGGAAAGCCUUAGAUUUAGGUCUGCCUAAUCCAAACAUCACAUUUUUCUUUCAUGAUCCGUUCUGUUCAACAUUUUUCUGUGCCCAAUAAGAGCAACACAUGAAUUGCAAGGCAGUUAUAUCUUUACCUCCUUGUUUUCGUUUCAUUCGAGUUCCCAUCAUUGACCAACUGUUGCAUCAUUUGAGUUUGUAGAAGGUGAAAUUUCAUUUCCCUUCUUUAUACUUGUUGGUGCUCAAUCAUUUGCAUUUCCUUUUCCUUUUGGUUAUAAAUGGGGCCUAAGCAUUAGGAGAGGAAAAAGUUGAAUGCGUAGGAUCACACCCUCAACAACAGGUCCUCAAUCUUGAAAGAUU